AUGUCGUCCUCGAAACCUCGCCAGCCUCGGCUACGCGCAUCCUGCGACGGAUGUUUUCUUGCGAAGGUCAAAUGCUCGAAGGCGAGGCCGAUUUGCUCGCGGUGUCUUGCCUGCGGCAUUGAAUGCCGAUAUUCGCCAUCAAGCCGGGCAGGAAAGCCAAAGUCAGACACCAGCUCCAGCAUGCAGAGCGCCGUCCCAACAGACAUGUCGAGCAUGUCGCCCGUCUCCGACGACAGGGGCAUGGUCUAUUCGGCCCACCAAGCAGUCCCAGGGCUGUAUAAGCUGGAGACGGGCUGGAGCACACCCCCUACAAGCGUUGAUGGGGGGCUGAGUCGCAGUCACUCCAUGUCGGGUCUGGCUCUGAUGGGCAUUGAGACGGGGUCCGCUGGCCAUGCCAACCCAACAGUCGCCGGCGACAUGUACUCGGCCGGUAUGCCGUGGACACCUCCAAACGACAUGGCUGCGCAUUAUGUCGAAUCCCCCGCCAUGUUAGGACAACUCGGCCAGGGCCACGGCCGAUCUCAAUCAUACGACUAUUCCAUGUCGGCAUCCGUGGCCACUUGGGCGGAUCCCAAUGCCCACGACAUGUACGCUUACGGCCAGUCGCAGCUGCCUAACCCCGGUAGCGUACCGGCAAACUUCUUCCCCAGCCCGACCGCGACACCCCAUUCGAGGCCCUCUCCGAGGCACAAAUCGUCGUCAACUGGUUCUGGAGGCCCCUGCACGUGUUUUACAGCCUGUCUGCAGUCGCUUCAGGCCCUUCAUAACGCCUCCUCGCCGGCAUCGCCACCCUCGUUUGAUAUGGUGCUCUCCCUAAACAGAAAAGCGGUUGAGGGGUGCGCCUCAAUGCUUAGCUGCUCGAGGUGCAUGAGCCGCUCGGGAACCCACACGGCAGCUAUGCUCCUGGCGACCGUCAUUGGCAAGAUCACAUCCUUUUACAAACAUGCUUCGCAUACCUACUUCGAGAACGGCGCUAUCAGUAGCGCGGCGUCCCCUACUGCUCUCGGGGUAAGCCUCGGAGCAUAUACUCUGAUCGGGGAAGAGGGCAGGUGGCUCGAAUUGGAAAUACUGGCACGGGAACUGCGGAAACUCGAAGAGGUUUACGCACAGUUCCGAGAGGUCUGUGCAGAUCUCUCAGAAGACCCAGAAGUCAGCAAGGCCAUGAUUGGGUAUCUCGGGCACACGCUCGGGUCGACCCUAGAAGUCAUCCAUCACAGAAAAGGCGACAUUCCCUAUUCAUAA
Messenger RNA from Lasiosphaeria miniovina, 1242 nucleotides. RefSeq lists its product as uncharacterized. The transcript has a single exon. Gene Ontology annotation, molecular function: RNA polymerase II cis-regulatory region sequence-specific DNA binding; zinc ion binding; DNA-binding transcription factor activity, RNA polymerase II-specific. NCBI's taxonomy places the organism in Eukaryota, Fungi, Ascomycota, Sordariomycetes, Sordariales, Lasiosphaeriaceae. The record is from RefSeq and is a predicted model, not a curated record. Bases 1 to 1242 code for a protein of 413 amino acids. Gene Ontology annotation, biological process: aflatoxin biosynthetic process; positive regulation of transcription by RNA polymerase II. Gene Ontology annotation, cellular component: nucleus.